UUCCUUCCGGACACUCUGAAAGACGCACCAAACCCCCGCAGUAACAACCACACGUUUGUUGUUGUUGUAGUUUCCUCGGUGUUCUUUGUUGAGGAGUGAGUUAUUAUUUUGCACACAACUCUUUAUGUUCAAAUAUUUCAGUAAAAUUAGGAUUAACGUUUGAGCGGGAAAGCUAAACAAGCGAGGGGUUUACGAGUCAUGCUGCUGGUGGACCCCGGCCUCUACAUCGGCACUGUGGCGGACCUCAAUGACAGCCAGGGAUUGGCCGCCGCAGCUGUCACUCACAUCCUGUCUGUUGACUCUGCGGACCCUGCCCCUCUGAUUCCUGCUGAUGGGAACUUUCGCAGGAAGUGGGUCAAUGUUCUGGAUGAGGUGUGCUCUGACCUUCUGAGUCACAUGGACGACUGCUUCCGCUUCAUUCAGGAAGCUGUGGAUGGAGGAGGGGCUGCACUCGUUCACUGUCAGGCCGGAAGGAGUCGCAGUGCUACCAUCAUCACCUCCUACCUGAUGAAGAAACACCAGCUGAGCUUCACUGAGGCCUCCCUCAGACUGAAGGCUGCCAAACCGGAUGUUCAGAUGAACAGUGGCUUUGAGGAGCAACUGUGUCUGUACGAGGCUCUGCACUGUGAAGUGGACACCUCCAGUCCUCUGUACAAACAGUACAGACUGAGCAAGAUCACCGAGAAGUACCCUGAGAUGCGGCACAUUCCCAGGGAGCUGUUUGCCGCUGACCCCGCCCACUGCAGCUCCUCUGAAGCGUCCUAUCGCUGCAGGAAGUGCAGGAGGGCUCUGUUCCGUGGCUCCAGUGUUCUCAGUCACUCUGUGGGAGGAGGAGCGCAGGCCUUUGGUUACAGGAAGUCCAGUAACUGCAGUGGAGACGUGCAGUGUACGUCCUACUUCAUAGAACCCGUGCAGUGGAUGGAACCGGCUCUGGUUGGAGUGAUGGAUGGACAGCUGCUGUGUCCUAAGUGCAGCUCUAAGCUGGGCUCGUUCAGCUGGUGUGGGGACCGGUGUUCGUGCGGUAGCUGGGUCACCCCCGCCUUCCAGCUGCACCACAACAGAGUGGACGAGAUCCGACAAAUCAACAUCCAGAAAUAACUGCAGAACAUGUUAAAGUGUCAGAUCCCCUUUACUGUUAGGAAAUACAUUGAUAACACUUGUCAAGUGUCACUUGACAUCAGGUGGCCUUUGAAAUGUUUAAAACACUUUUGCCAACUUCAAUUAUUUAAGUUUUACAGAAAUUGGUGCUAAAACAAUCAGUCUUUUAUCUGAUUUAUCAGAACAUUCAUGUUUUUUUCAUAUUUCAAUAACCACUUAUGAAGUGGCUUUAAUGGAUACUUGUAUAUUAACAAAGUAAACUGCUUUGCAAAAAGUGAAUUUAACACCACAGCUGGUAUUCUUUUGUGUUCCCCUUGACUUUCCAUCUGUUUUAUAAAUCUGAAAGUAGGACAGCUCUGUCAUACACAAAUCACACAAAUCAUGUAAAUAAAUGAAAAAUAAGUCUG
Molecule: messenger RNA, 1505 nt
Organism: Gymnodraco acuticeps
Lineage: Eukaryota; Metazoa; Chordata; Actinopteri; Perciformes; Bathydraconidae
Gene: dusp12
Product: dual specificity phosphatase 12
Exons: 8
Coding region: 199-1098 (299 amino acids)
Biological process (GO): protein dephosphorylation
Cellular component (GO): nucleus
Molecular function (GO): protein tyrosine/serine/threonine phosphatase activity
Source: RefSeq, a predicted model, not a curated record